AUGUCAAAAGUCAAGGAUGGUGAAGUGACACCAAUUGACGAUCUGCUAAUAAAAGUAAAAUUGUUCGCAGUCGGUGGAGCACUGCUGCCCGGCGCAGCUUGUUACGUUUGCAUUGUCUACACCUACGUUUUUCAGUUCCAGCGAAUACAGAAUUUCACCUCCUCUUCUUGUCCCAACAUGCACAGCAACCAUUCGCUGGUCAAGCUGCAGUUGAAUGCAAGCGGACUGCUUACGGCUCUGACUCCCGUGCGUGUAUUAGCACUAAUUAUUUAUCGAAAUUAG
Molecule: messenger RNA, 282 nt
Organism: Gongylonema pulchrum
Lineage: Eukaryota; Metazoa; Nematoda; Chromadorea; Rhabditida; Gongylonematidae
Source: the annotation of a GenBank genome assembly